GCCCUCCCCGGCAGCAGUCCGCAAAACCUACCGCGGCCACAGAGCAAAGUUCCUUUCUCUCCUUCUCGGCCGCCGUAGUUUUUAAAGAAACGGUUACCCAGCAACGAAAAAAAGCAAUUCUAACCCUCGGUACCAGCUGGGAGAGAAAGAAGAGGUACCAUAGGCAAUUCUUCCCAAGGACAUGUCGAUUCCAUUCUCCAACACCUACCUCCGAAUUCCACAAGGGUUUGGGAAUCUUCUUGAAGGGCUCACGUGUGAGAUUCUGAGAGAGCAACCGGACAAUAUACCAGCUUUUGCAGCAGCAUAUUUUAAGGACCUUCUUGAGAAAAGAGACAAAACCAACUUUGAUCCAGCAGAAUGGGGGGCUAAGAUAGAUGACCGCUUCUAUAACAACCAUGCAUUCAAGGAUUCUUCUGAUGAAAAUAAAGAGGAAGUUGCUGCUGUCAAAAUCCAAGCAGCCUUCCGGAGACACAUAGCCAGAGAAGAGGUAAAGAAAAUGAAAUCAGAUAAACUUGAAAAAGACAAAGAAGAAGAAAAUGAGUGAAGACACAGGUUUUGCCCCCCAGAUAACAUGAAAAAAUAAUCCAAAUCUAUCCAACUUGUUGUAAUUGUCAUUUUUUCCUGAGUAAGAGAGACUUGAUGUUGUGAAAUAACAUUUAUUGCUGUUGUGAAAGUCUGUUGGGCAUUUAAUAGACAUGCCACAGAAACUUACCACUUAAAGAUUUCUCUAAAAUUAUGAGGAUUGUUUCUACUUGUCCCAGGUCUAUGAAUAGAUAACUUUGGAUUCCGCUAUCAAACUGGAGAGGUUAUAUGGUCUUACCAUUAUCUAAUGAAUAAAUCCUAUCACAUCCCUGAAAAAUGG
This is a messenger RNA of Fukomys damarensis (Damara mole-rat), 862 nucleotides long. It is a transcript of the gene Spa17, whose product is annotated as sperm autoantigenic protein 17. The transcript has 4 exons. Gene Ontology annotation, biological process: binding of sperm to zona pellucida. Gene Ontology annotation, cellular component: sperm principal piece; cytoplasm; membrane. The record is from RefSeq and is a predicted model, not a curated record. NCBI's taxonomy places the organism in Eukaryota, Metazoa, Chordata, Mammalia, Rodentia, Bathyergidae. Gene Ontology annotation, molecular function: calmodulin binding. The coding region runs from base 182 to 544 and encodes 120 amino acids.